GUACGAGCCGGAGCGGGACGAGUGGCAGCUGGUGGCCCCGAUGCUGACGCGGCGCAUCGGGGUCGGCGUGGCGGUGCUGAACCGGCUGCUGUACGCCGUGGGGGGCUUCGAUGGCACCGCGCGGCUGCGCUCGGCCGAGUGCUACCAUCCCGAGCGCGACGCCUGGAGGGCCAUCGCGCCCAUGGCCAGCAUCCGCAGCGGCGCCGGGGUCUGCGCCCUCAACAACUGCAUCUACGCCAUGGGGGGCUACGAUGGGACGGAUCAGCUCAACAGCACCGAGCGUUACGACGUGGAAAGCGACACGUGGAGCUUCGUGGCCCCCAUGCGUUACCGGCGCAGCGCCCUUGGUGUCACUGUGUACCAGGGCAAGAUCUACGUGCUGGGGGGCUACGAUGGCCACACGUUCCUGGACUCGGUGGAGUGCUACGACCCAGCGGAGGACGCGUGGACGGAGGUGACGCGCAUGACGUCGGGCCGCAGCGGUGUCGGUGUGGCCAUCACCAUGGAGCCCUGCAGGCCGGGCCAGCGCAAGCCGGGCCAGCACCACGAGUGUCCCUGUUAGCCGCGGCGCCGCCGUGGGGCCGGGGUGGGGGAGUCGGGGGGCACAAGGCUGCAGCCCCCCUCCCCAUCUUUCUCCUCUCUCCUCACGGCGGCGUGGCGUUGGACUGAGCCCUCGGGACUCUGAGGGGGGGGGGUUGGAAC
Molecule: messenger RNA, 702 nt
Organism: Lagopus leucura (white-tailed ptarmigan)
Lineage: Eukaryota; Metazoa; Chordata; Aves; Galliformes; Phasianidae
Product: kelch-like ECH-associated protein 1
Exons: 3
Molecular function (GO): protein binding
Source: RefSeq, a predicted model, not a curated record